AAAAAAUAAGUGUCAAAAGUGAUAUGUUUUUGUCAAACUAGUAGGAGAUUUUUCUAAAAGCAAAAAUUAUCCUCAGUGUUUUAUCGUUAAAAAUAUAACUUUUGGUUAAUGAAUUCCUAAAUAGUGUUUUAUGACCUCGUUCUGUGUUUAAAUGUGCCGUGUAGUGUCGAAACAAAGGAGUUGGGGAUAUUACAACACCGUGGCAAAAGAGAUCACUAUUCAUUUAAUCUGCUACAACCAGCGGCGGUCACCGUCGCUAGUAUUAAAAUGCGUUCGUUAUUAGCGUAUUACGCUGACGCAGUGAUGUCGGCGGCGGCUCGCGGAGCGGGCUGUGCGCUCGGAUGCAGCGGUCGCGGGGAUUGCAUGAACGGUACCUGUCUCUGUGAGAUACGGUACUCGGGAGACGAGUGCGCUGGGCCAAACCUGCCCUAUCAUGCUUGCAUCGGGGGCGUGUUCCUACUGGUCGCGUUCGUCUGCGCGGUGCAACUCACGAUAUGCGUCGUCACCGAGUACAGGCGACUGAAGGCGCCCACUUUCCUGAGGGCUUGCAAAGUUACGACUCAGAAGAUGUUGUAUCUGGUCGCAUUCCUCGCGUCUCUGAUCCGCGGCGCGUAUUUUGUGUCACCGUCUGCAUUCCAAGAGGGUUGGGCGACUAGUCUACUAUCAGCUUACUACCCUCUGAUGAUGUCUGGAUCAUCACUCAUCGUCUGCUUCUGGGCAGAGGUAUUCCAUCUCCGUGACAUCCGCUGGGAGAGGCCGAGGUUCAUCUCGAAGUCGUUCCUAGCCUUCGUGACGUUCAACGUUAUCAGCUACUCGUUGCUGGCGGCCGAGGUGCUGACCACUAACAUUGCUGAUACUUCUGCUGAAAAGAAGAGUUUUUAUCAGCAUGUGUUCAACGGCUGCUACGCGGUGCUUCUGUUCAUAGUGGUUAUAUUCUUUCUCAUUUACGGUGUUGAAGUAUACUUUAAGCUUCGAGGAGAAUUUCUUAGGGAGACGAAGGUCUGCACGAUAAUAUCACCACGACCCGGUCCGUCAACCGCCGCCGAGGGUGACGAUGUUCAGGACACGCUCGUCACUAAACAGGGUAUUCAAACAGAUCUGGCCGAUUCCGAUGGCUCCGUGGAUCCAAGAUCAGUGAAUCACUCGCAGUUGCACCAGUCACGCGUCGGCCUGGUCAGCCAGGCGCUGAUGCUCAUCCUAAUCGCUGGUUUCCUGGCUUCGGAGACUCUGAGUGAAUUCUGGAAGACCAAAGUGCCAGUCGUAUCUCGGAACUGGCACGACGUGGUGUUCCGCCUGGCCGAGAUCGGUGUCGCGCUAUGGUUCCCCUGCGUGCUGUGGAACUGCAUGGCGCCCGAGCGGCUCUGGUUGCUAAACCCGCGACGGCUGCUCGCGCGGCAGCUCGACGAGGCUCGACUGUCGGACCUUCUCGCGCACAAGCUACCCACGGAUAGCAAGAAUUUGGUGGAGUUUGUCCAACUUUCGUGGCGCGUAAAGGCGCAAUUUGUAAUGGAGCUGUACCAAUAUUGGCGUUUGGCUCUUUGGAACGUUAUUUACGCGACGUAUCUUUAUACCAUUCCCGUGAAGUCGAUUGAAGAUAAGCCUCCGCCGAAUGUGGAAACUGAUUCGCUCGUGGGCAGCGUCGGCUCGAGCCGCGACUGCUGGAUCUGCUACGACAGCGCGAGACCGGAGCCGCUCAUCACGCCGUGCCGCUGCACCGGCGACGUGGCCGCCGUGCACCACGACUGCUUGAGGAGGUGGCUCGUGGAGAGCGCUGCGAGCCCCGAUGGAUUAAAAUGCAAAGUUUGCAAUACUCCAUAUAUAGUGCAGGAAACGAACAGGGUGGAGUGGCAGCGCGGCUUCACGUGCGGCGCGUGGCUGCGCACGGGGCUGAGCGUGGCGUGCGUGUGCGGCGCGGCGGGCGGCGCGUGGGUGCUGGUGCAGCUGUUCCCGUCGCCCGUGCCGCGCGUGCUGGCCGCCGGCGCCGCGCUGCUCGUGUGCUACGUCGCCGUGAGGUUCCUGGGUAUGAACACGGUGACGGCGUAUCAGCGAGCGAAGGUAUCCUCGCUGAAGAUUCUCACCGAUCCGGUCGACCUGAUGUCGGACCAGAGCCAGCUGUCCACCAUCAGCAGGACGGUCACCGUCGAAAUAGCAUCGAAGGCGAUUCUCGAUCAGGCCUUAAAGGGUGAUGUGAAGUAGUUCCACGGAAUCGACGCUGCGAAGGUUAAAAAGUGAUUUUGAACUGUCCCUUUUGUGACAUUGUCAAUACAUCGAACGAAGAAGAACUUAAAACUUUCAAAAUUCAUAUUCUAAAACGAUUACAAUUACAUGUGAUUGUCGAAAAGCGUCUUAAGAACAGUUACCGGCCAUUUACGAUGUGUACCGUUGGAGUAAUAAGUGUUGUGAUGUGUUUGUAUCAAGUACAAAGGAUGGCGUCAAUUGUUAUUAAAUAGACGCAUCUGAGGAUAGUAUAUUUUUUAUAGAUUACGUCCCACUAAUAUAGACUGUUCUGGAACGAAAUAUUUGUUGCCAAAAUUCAAUAGACUUCGUGUUUAAAUGUAAUUGUUUACAUGGUAUAUUCCAACGGCAGGAAUAGUAGAGUUAAUCAAACCUUAGAUAUGAAUUACAAACAGUUCUCGAUAAAUAUAUACUUAUUUCUAAUUAAACAAAAAAAAUAUUUAGAUCUCAAACAAUGAUGUUAAGUGAAGUUCAAAGUUUAUCGAUCUUUACUGCUCCUGCCAUUGAAAUCGACUAUAUCGAACUGUGCGUUCUUGAUACUUGUACAAUUGUACGUUAUUUUGUCAAAUCUGAGCUAUUUUUUUGGUUGUUUGUAUAUAUCUCUCCGUUAUAAUGCUAAUGAUUAAUUUAAUUAAAACUUAUAGUAAUACUAAAAAUGGAAUAUAUUAAAAUUCAUAGAUUUUGUACUAUUAAAAUACAUCCUACGUUGAAGUGCCAGUUAAAAAGGCUCGAAGUCAUUUUAAAAUGUUGAAAAAAGUCAUUUCAAGCAGAGCAAGCUUUUUUUUAUAGUAGCAACAUUUAAAACACAGUAAUUAUUUCUCUUUCUAUAUAUGUUUAGUUUGUUAUAGUUUCAUGAUUUCUCUUAUCUAUGCUCAGAUUAAAAGUAUUGGAUUUUAAACAGCGAACGGACGUUAACAACUAUUAAAUGUAAACGUAAUGCUGUAUCCAAGUAUUCAUUAAUUAAUUCCAAGUGUCGUCGUCGUGCAUUCAAAACGACGUAAAUUCAUUUUU
This is a messenger RNA of Vanessa tameamea, 3246 nucleotides long. RefSeq lists its product as uncharacterized. Gene Ontology annotation, molecular function: zinc ion binding. Lineage: Eukaryota; Metazoa; Arthropoda; Insecta; Lepidoptera; Nymphalidae. The transcript has 14 exons. The record is from RefSeq and is a predicted model, not a curated record. The coding region runs from base 268 to 2196 and encodes 642 amino acids.